This is a messenger RNA of Chelonoidis abingdonii (Abingdon island giant tortoise), 2767 nucleotides long. RefSeq names its product cullin 7 (gene CUL7). The record is from RefSeq and is a predicted model, not a curated record. Lineage: Eukaryota; Metazoa; Chordata; Testudines; Testudinidae.
AUUCCACCUGCUGCCCCAGGAUUGAAGUGGAAAAUGUUGGGGAGGUCUCUGGAAAGCAGAGCCCUGGCCCACCCCAGCGAAUGUCUCAUUGUUAGCUGUGAACUGACCCUGCCUUUAGCCCAUAUAACCCAAUGAAUAUUUGGCCUCAAUCCUGCAGAUGUGUAUGCCCUUCUUAGCUUUCCUGCUGAGAGCAGCCAGUGGUAGUACUCGCGUGCACAACUGGAGCAGCUGCAGAGCAAGACUCUUGCAGCAAUGGGAGAGGCAGAAGACAGUGGUGUGAGAUGAGGGGACUACAAGGAGCCAAGACAUUCCCCAUCAUGGUGGGCGAGAGGAGGAAUGGAAACCUGCUUGUGCGCCUGGGGCCCAAGCUGCAGGCCCACCCCGAGGAGCUGAUCCGGCAGCGCCGGGGCCACGAUGGCCACACUGAGUACUUGAUUCGCUGGAGCAUCCUCAGCUUGGAGGAGGGCCCAGGGAGCAGCACCAAUGCCUGUUCGGCGGAGAACAAAGCGGAGAACAUCCUGAUGUGGAUGUCGGCAGAGGAGGUUUAUGCCAACUGCCCGACGCUGCUGGGCAAGAGGAAGCCCGAGGGGCAGCGGGUGAAGGAGGAGAAGGCGCCCAGCACGUUCCCUCCGGAUGUCACGCUGGAUGAGGCCUCACUUCUGGAGAUGAAGGCUGACAUCAGGAACCUAGUGCAACGGGCUAGCCGGCAGAUGGCCGGGCCCACGGGCCCAGAGUCCUCCAUUCUCAACACCAUCCACGUGCUGAGUGCCUACGCCAGCAUUGGCUCGCUGACGGGCGUCUUCAAGGAGACCGGGGCCCUGGACCUGCUGAUGAAGAUGCUGUGUAAUGAGGAGAAGCAAAUCCGCCGCAGCGCCGGCAAGAUGCUGAGGGCCCUGGCUUCACAUGACGCAGGGAGUCGGGCCUACGUUCUCCUGUCCCUGAGUCAGCAGGACGGCAUUGAGCAGCACAUGGACUUCGACAGUCGCUACACCCUCCUGGAGCUGUUUGCAGAGACCACGUCCUCCGAAGAGCACUGCAUGUCCUUCGAGGGGAUCCACCUGCCCCAGAUCCCUGGGAAGCUGCUGUUCUCGCUGGUGAAGCGCUAUCUGUGCGUCACCUCUCUCGUGGACAAGCUCAACAGCAGCGCGGAGCUGGGCGGGGAGCGUCAGGACUGUGCCGUGCCCUGCGCUCACGUCGGGGAGAGGAGCCGCAUGCAGCGGGAGUUCGAGUUCAGCAUGGCCAUGGCCAAUCUCAUCUCCGAGCUGGUGCGGGUGAUGGGCUGGGACCGCAGCCAGAGGAUGGAGCUGCUGUCCCUGCAGGAGGGGCAGCCGCGGGUCGUCCGCUCCAUCUUCCAGCCCAAGGCUCCGGCCUGCACCUCCGUCCAGGUGGCCUCCUGCCAGCCCCAGAAGGAAGCCAGUGCCUUCAAGACGCGCUCUGCCUUCCCGAGCCGCAGCAGCUACGUGGAGUAUGUGCAGGGGAACUUGGUGCGGGGCAUGCGAGUGCGCAUGCUGGAGGACUACGAGCAGGUCAGCGCUGGGGACGAGGGCGAGUUCCGCCAGAGCAACGACGGCACGCCGCCCGUCCAGGUUUACUGGCAGGCACUGGGCCGCACCUACUGGGUGCACUGGCACAUGGUGGAGAUUGUCAGUUCAUCUGGCCAGGCGGAGCGGGAGGCCCAGGAAAAGGUGUCCAGCCUGACGGAGAACCUGAAACUGACCACUGGCUUCAGUGGGGAGACAGAGUACCGAAGAGUAGCUGCAUCUGUGAGGAGCUGGUUAAAGAGAGCGCUCGAUGGCACCUUAUAUAGUAACCCUGGCCCUGCCCUAGCACCGGCUAGCUGUGAUACAGCAGCACAGAAUGCUGGCCUCCAAAACGAGACGGCCAGUGGGAGCUGGGGUGAGGGCACGCAAUGGAAAAAGUUGGAGGAGAACAUGGCCGAAAGGAGAAGAAGUGAGAUGCUGAGUGAACGGAUGAACCAGAGCUGGGGAGGGUGUUGAGUAGAGGUGACAGAAUAAAUAGAGAACAGGAGGAUAAAAGUCAGGGACUGGGAAGUGUGACACUACUGGAAGGUUGGCUGGAAAGACCAGAUUAUCUUCCAGGCAGGUAUUUGAUUCAGCUGCUGAAGACUCUCGCGUCGCUCGGAAUGGCUGAGACGGUUACUCAUGAGCUCAUAAAUACGGAGUGUACCAUUUAAAGUCCAGCAUGAGACUGCUUGCUGAGCAACAUCAGUGAGUGUUUUCCAAGAAGCAAACAGAGAAGAACUACAACCGCCGCAGGGUGCAUUUAUACCUGCUAUUAAGAGGGCCAGUUAUCAAGCUCUGGAAGGGCUCUGGAACAGCAGAAUGCGUUCAAAACUACCCUCCCUUAUCGGGAAUGGCUGGGUCUCAGAGGAUGGAUUGAUCACACCCGUUCUGUGUGAAAUAACAUGUGCUCCUGAAUCAGUCCCUUAGGUAAACAAUGCUCACGUUCACAGCCUGCAUGUUCGCCACCUUACAGCUUUUGGCCAACAGCCUGCCUUGGCUGAAGAUGUGAGUGCGGUGUCAGUGGCACGUCUAGCAGAGAGCAGGGAUGACUUUGAGGAAUAAAUGUUUUCAGUCCUGUGUGUCAAGGCUAAUUUCUCUAGGAUUAGCCGAGAUCCACGUCUUUUCUUUUUAUGUAGCCGUGCAUUCCUGUGUUAAAGUCUAAUUAACAAAAGGUGAUUUUGAAACAUUUUCUCAACUAGAAAGCGCCAAAGAGUCCUGUGGCACCUCCUAGACUAACAGACAUA